Astyanax mexicanus (Mexican tetra) is the source of this 934-nucleotide messenger RNA. RefSeq names its product spermidine/spermine N1-acetyltransferase family member 2b (gene sat2b). The record is from RefSeq and is a predicted model, not a curated record. The coding region runs from base 122 to 658 and encodes 178 amino acids. The transcript is spliced from 6 exons. Gene Ontology annotation, molecular function: N-acetyltransferase activity. NCBI's taxonomy places the organism in Eukaryota, Metazoa, Chordata, Actinopteri, Characiformes, Acestrorhamphidae.
CUGUAGUUCUGCGGAGGAGCCGCGUGUAGAAAGUGCGGCAGUGCUGCGCGCGCGGACGCUGAUCAGUGAUCAGUUACUGCGGAUCGAUUAAACCAAUCAGUCUGGUCAAAAAUCUCACAGCAUGAAGUACAGCAUCCGGCCAGCGCGCGCUCAGGACUGCACUGAUAUACAGCGCAUGAUCAUGGAUCUGGCUGUGUAUGAGAAGAUGCCUGACCAGGUGAAGAUCUCUCACAAAGAGCUGGAGCGGGAUGGGUUUGGUCCGAACCCGUUUUUUCAGUGUUUGGUAGCGGAGGUGGCGCAGGAACACUGUUCUCCUGAAGGUCACACGGUGGUGGGCUACGCUCUGUAUUUCUACACCUACAGCACCUGGAGCGGGCGCUGCGUCUACAUGGAGGACCUGUACGUCAUGCCCAACUUCAGAGGUAAAGGUGUUGGGAAAGCUCUGAUGGCGACAAUCGCCAAGGUAGCUACAGAGCAGCAGUGUGUACGGUUGCAGUUCUCGGUUCUGGACUGGAACAAACCUUCGCUGGAGUUUUACCUGUCGAAAGGUGCGCAGGACCUGACGGAUAAGGAGGGCUGGCACUUCUUGCGCUUUGAUGGAGAGGCUCUGGAUAACCUGGCUCAGGAAGCUCCGCCCACUUCCACCUGUUCCACCUGAAUAAACACCACCGGUGUUAUGAACAGUGUUCGGUUAGCGUACAGCGGUUAGCCGCUCGCCGUGCUAACUCCGUUAGAGUUAAUCUGUCCCAAUAAAAUCAAAGAUCAAAGAGUUUUUAUCACAUUAUUAAAAAUUAUAAUGAUUUUUGAGUGAAUUUAGGACUUAAUUUAGAAAAUAAGAGUCUUGUAGCAUUAUUUUACUCUAUCCUGUUAAAAACUGACAGAAAUCAUUAGUUUUGUUUUUUAUCCAGAUCAAUAAAGAGAUUAUGUUGUUUUA